UAAACUACGAUCGGAAUUUGAUCAAAACAAUUGAAAUUCAAAUUUUUUAAAACAAAUCUUAGAUCAGUUCUAGGAUAAUCAAAUUUACGCUAAACAUCGGAUUUAUAUUUAAAAUGGAAGAAGAAAAUCAAAAACCAAAUGAAUCUAGUGAUAAAGUUGAUGAUAAUAAUGAAAAUGUGAAAGGAAAUGAUGGAAAUAAAUCUGGAACAGAAAUGGAAAAGGCAAAGAUAGAAACGGAUGAUAUAAAUAUAGACCAAGAGGCUGGAACCAGUACCAAUGCUAGCAAAAUUGAAGCAUCUAAACCUCCAUCGAGAAGAAAUUAUCGUCGACAUACCGGAGAUUCUGAUGACGAUAGCAGUUCCGAGCCAAACACACAGCAAGAAGAACCUCCCGCUGAUCUUCCUGAAUCUAAUCAACCUCAACCAAUCAGUGAUUCGGAAGAUGUUUCAUUAGAUGAACUACGUGUCAGUGUGAGUGAAGAGGACAAUAACCACAAUGCAAGAAGUUCCGAUUCAAGUGAUUCGGAUUCAUCAUUCAGUUUUGGCUCACGACUGUCACCUCUGAUUAGAUUUGGCGUGGGAAGUCGUAGAAUGUUUGCUGAUGACGAUACAGAUUCAAAUGGAUCAUCCGAUGAAGAGGUUGUUGACAAAGCAAAACGACUGACUAGAGACAUUAUGAGCAAAGAUUCGCCACUUCAUAACUCCGUAACAUGGCCUAAAAUUCUUAUGAAUCGCGAAAGCGGGUACUUUUGCAAACGUAAUGAAUCACGUUUUGCUAAUCAUCGAAAGGUCUUUGAGAGAAAUUUUUAUGGUUCGCUUAAUUCAGUUCAACGACUUGAACUUAUGGCAAAGCUGAAUGAACAUGUUGGCUGUGUAAAUUGCUUAGGAUUUAGUAAGAAUGGACUUUACUUGUUGUCAGGAUCGGAUGAUUUGCGUAUUAUUCUCUGGAACUGGUAUAACAACAAACCGCUGACGAUAGCAAAUUCAAAACAUCGAAAAAAUAUCUUUCAAUGUAAAUUCUAUGAAGAAAAUGGCUCAACAUUGAAGGUCGUUUCUGCAUCAGCUGAUGGAUCAGUUUCCCUUCACAACUUUUCAAGUUCAGGCGGGCAUACAGAGAAACAAAUCUACAAUCACCAUGGUGCUGUUCAUAAGAUUGCAGUGACAGAUAAUGUUGUUUACACCUGUGGCGAAGAUGCAUUAAUUAUGGAAAUGGAUUUUAGAACAAAAGCGCCAUCAAAGUUGACAAUAGUACGAGAGAAGCAUCGUAAAAUUCCUUUAUUCAGUAUCUUCGCGCAUCCUCUCGAAAUGAAAUAUGUCGUCAGUGGACGAGAUCAAUUUAUCAGAGUUUAUGACCGUCGCAAUCAAAAGGAAGUUUUAUCACGGCACUGUCCAACAGAGUUGCUUGAAAGGAACACAACAGCACGGUAUAUUUCGUGUUGUGUCUUCAACUACAACGGAACUGAAAUUCUCGGGUCGUUCAAUGAUGAAAAUAUUUACUUGUUUGACACAAAUAAUCACAAUCUCGGUUCAUAUCUUCAUAAUUAUCAGGGUCAUGUCAACAGUCAAACAAUCAAAGGUGUGAACUUUUACGGUCCUAAAAGUGAAUUUAUUGUUAGUGGUUCUGAUUGUUCCAACAUCUUCUUCUGGCAUAAGGAAACUGAAGCUAUCGUUCAAUGGAUGCGUGGCGAUGAAAAUGGAAUUGUUAACGUCCUUGAACCUCAUCCGAUUUAUCCUGUUUUAGCAACAUCGGGCUUAGAUAAAGAUGUUAAAAUUUGGAUGCCUUCCAAUGAAGACUUCGACAUGAACGUGGAAAAUCUGGAGUCUUGUAUUCAACAGAACAUGAAAAAUCAGAUCGAAGCGAGUCGUUCAGCAACUUUUUCAUUGGAUCCCACAAUAAUUCAACUUGCGAGAAGAUUCUUUCAAAGAUCACAUCGAGAAACUGUCUCACCAAAUACUUUUGCUAAUACUUACCACUCAUCAGAUGAAUCUUCUUCUUCAUCACCUUAAACACAAUUAUUUGAAAAUAAAUAAUGAAAAUUGUUGUUUGUGCCGCUUCGAAACUAAAAAAUUGUUUGUUUGUCAUAAUUUUUUACUUUCUGCUAAUUUAAAAAUCAAAAUAUAAUAAAAUGGAAAAGAAAUAUCAAAAAAUAGAAGAAUAAAAUGUGAUAGAUAAUUUAUAUCUUGUAAAUAUCAAAAAAA
Molecule: messenger RNA, 2198 nt
Organism: Clunio marinus
Lineage: Eukaryota; Metazoa; Arthropoda; Insecta; Diptera; Chironomidae
Source: the annotation of a GenBank genome assembly